AUGAAGGAGGAAGGAGGAGAGACAGGACCGAUUGGAAGUCAAGGAGAUCCAGGACCGAAAGGUAGGCCUGGAGUACAAGGACCGAUGGGGCCACCUGGUAAACAGGGAGAGCAAGGUGCAGUAGGACCAGAAGGAAACCAAGGGAUAGGAGCAAUAGACAAUGGAAUUUGUCGCAAUUCUUCUCAGUGA
Loa loa (African eye worm) is the source of this 189-nucleotide messenger RNA. Its product is annotated as collagen alpha-1(XI) chain. The transcript has 2 exons. The coding region runs from base 1 to 189 and encodes 62 amino acids. NCBI's taxonomy places the organism in Eukaryota, Metazoa, Nematoda, Chromadorea, Rhabditida, Onchocercidae. The record is from RefSeq and is a predicted model, not a curated record.